AUGCUGAAACAAAUUUUAAUGAUGAAGGAGGAAGGCGGAGAAGCUGCGGAGCAGCAGCCAUUUUUAAAAAAGCACACCAACAACAAAAACCACACCAACAACAAAAACACCACCAUCCACACUUCUUCUUCUCUCCUCUUGUUGCUCCUGCUAUUGUUGCUUCUGUUGUUAUUCAGCUAUCACACCAUCUCUACCACUACUAUCAGACUGAUAGAACAAGUACUGAAAUCCUGUAUCAUGGCUGAAGGUGACACUAACCCCAUGGGGGACGAUGCCUUAGCAGAAAUGCAAAUAGAUGAAGUGCGGGCCCGGACAAUUGUGGACCUUUUUGGCGUUGGGAAAUCUCUGAAGAGCAGCUUGUCGAGUGUGUGA
Molecule: messenger RNA, 372 nt
Organism: Seminavis robusta
Lineage: Eukaryota; Bacillariophyta; Bacillariophyceae; Naviculales; Naviculaceae
Source: the annotation of a GenBank genome assembly